AUGGCUAGGGAUAUUGCUUUUAGAGGACGCCUCACUAAAGAUCCUUAUAAGCACUUGAGAUAUUUUCUUGAAAUUUGUGGAACAGUUAAGAUUAAUGGAGUGACGAAUGAUGCAAUUAGACUAAGAUUAUUUCCUUUUUCUUUAAAAGAUAGGGCUAAGGAUUGGCUAGAGACCAUUCCAUCAGAAAGCAUAACCACUUGGGAGGAGCUAGCUCAAGCAUUCUUGAAUAAAUAUUUUCCUCCUACCAAGUCUUCUAAAUUGAGGAAGCUCGACAUUGGAAAGUUAAAACCAACUAAAAUUUUCUUUCAAUUAGCAAAUCGAUCUUAUGCUCAUCCUUAUGGUAUUGUGGAGGAUGUGUUGGUUAAAGUAGACAAGUUCAUAUUUUCGGUGGAUUUUGUGGUACUUAACAUGGAAGAAGAUGCCAAUAUUCCAAUAAGCCUUGGAAGGCCAUUCUCGGCCAGUAGGGCACUCAUUGAUGUACAAGAUGGUAUGCUAACUUUUAGAUUGAAUGACACAGAGGUAAAAUUUGAUCAAUAUAAAACUCUUAGGCAUGCAAAUAUUGAGGUCAAUGAUGAGCUUCAUGAGACAAGUAAGUGUGUUAAUACUUCCCCUUCUUCUAGUAAAUGUUUUAUGAUUGUGGAUGCGUCUUCUAAGUGUUAG
Molecule: messenger RNA, 660 nt
Organism: Benincasa hispida (wax gourd)
Lineage: Eukaryota; Viridiplantae; Streptophyta; Magnoliopsida; Cucurbitales; Cucurbitaceae
Source: RefSeq, a predicted model, not a curated record